CCCUCUUAAACCGUGUUCCUGGCCGGUCGGAUUCCAGUGUGGGACAACAGUGCGGAAAAUAACACAAGCCUGUUCGACAUGGCAGAGACUCACAGCUUGCAGGACAUGAGGCAGCAGGCAGCCAUUGCUGCCAAAGUCUUUGUUCAGAGAGAUUACACUCAUGGCACCAUCUGCCAGUUCCAAACCAAGUUCCCCUCCGAGCUCGAGACCAGGAUUGACAGACAACUGUUUGAGGAGACCGUUCGGACGCUCAAUAAUCUGUAUGCCGAGGCUGAGAAGCUGGGGAGCCAGUCGUACUUGGAGGGCUGCCUGGCCUGCCUCACAGCCUACACAAUCUUCCUGUGCAUGGAGACUCACUAUGAGAAGGUUUUGAAGAAGAUUGCAAAGUACAUACAGGAACAGAAUGACAAGAUCUACACACCACGGGGCCUCCUUCUCACCGAUCCCAUCGAGAGAGGCUUGAGAGUUAUUGAGGUCACCAUCUUUGAAGACAGAAGCCUUGGGAGAUAAAAAUUGACAUGAUGUUCUGCUGAGUGGAGCUGUGGAUCUUCACCCACAAUACUGCGUUUCUACAAUCACCCCGGUACAGUCAGCCAGUGCUCAACUCACACGUGGUGAAACUGGAGGAUCGUUAUCAUUGUGUCUGUCAGUUCCUGCUGUGGUUUAAUUCUGUCACCCAACAUGCUCACCUUUAUUUACGUACCUCUGGUGAGUUUUGUAACCUGCCCGUCCCCAUGUGAAAUCUGAGCAUUGAGUUUGUUUGUAUUUAUUUAUUUAUGGCUCAAAAACACUUUAUUUAUUAGUGUUUUUGGACACUCAUGUUUAAAUGCUGCAUAUGACGCAGUCAUAAAUUUAACUCACACCUUGCGGUUAGGGGAUUAACUAAAGUACAGAUACGGUAUAGCUGAAAUGCCACGUGCGGCAUACCUCACGUUGAAUGUUUAUUACGCUGCUCAGCAUGUUUCCUCUUUAAGUUUGACUCUGUAAUGAAGUGACGUCACUGAAGACUGUCAGGAUGAAUCUCACCUAUUCCACAGACAUUCCAGUCAGAAAGUUUGUGUUUAAUUUUGUGUAUUAUCCUAAAAUUACUAUGGUGGCUGAUAGGUGAAAAAUUUACUUCAGCAACAGGGAGUUGCAUCAAAAAACACCUUGCAAAUUAAAAAAAUGCUUGCAAACACAGUACAAACAAAUAUAACAUGCAGUACUUACUAGUGAAUUUGAUAUUAUGUCUGCUGCAAAUUUACUCAGUGCACCCAAACACAAACACUUGGCAGAGCUUCAUAACAGAAGUACUCACAGCACAAAUGGUGGCUUCUACCCAGAGAACAUUAACUGAUGGACCAUUCAGUGCAUCACAAUCAAGCGAUAAACUUCAAUAGGCUCAGAUGAAGCCCUACCAGGAAAAGAGGCGUAGUCACUUUAAGUGACAGCAGCUGAGCAGAGUUCCACCUCAUAGCUGUCGUAACUGUAUCCACUCAGUCUGACCACCAGCGGUUAUGGAGUUUGUGUCUGUUUGGAGUAUUUUAUUACAAAUACCUGGAAUAAUACGGCAUAAUACGGCCUGUUGUGUGGUGAAACAGCCUAACAGAUCAUUUAAGACAUCCUUGCUGCAAUAUUCACACUGAGUGAAACUCAUCGUAUUUAAUGUUGUAUGUUAACAGCUUUAGCAGGUUUAGUAGCACAAUCUGUUAAAUCCUGUUAAUUCAUGAUUGUUGAUAAAAUAAGUGGCUUGCAACGUUUAAUGUCCACACCAAAGCAAAUCGUUAGGAGAAACACCACGUGGUCCCCAAAAAAUAUGAUUUAAUAAACACCUGAACGACGGUUAGAUUAGCCUGUUGGCUGAGAUGGUUCAGACUUGAAGAUAGGGGUGUGUUCAUACAUCCUUCAUUGUACACUGAGUCACCCACGCUCCACCCCGUUAUGCAUUAAUCAGUUCAUUGUGAUGUAGCCAGAAGCAGCUAUACCACUGAUACAACUACCUGUUGCUGAUACAGGUAUUUUUGUGUAUUUGUCACAGUUUAAUGCAUUUGCUAGUGUUGUGGUCCCUAUUGGCCACCAUAGUUAUUCUUUAGCUUUAUGUCAAAGCAAAAAGGCCCAACUUGUGCUUAUGUUUAGAGCACAGUGUUGAAGUCCUCUUUUUUUUAUGUAGCUUUGCAUUUGUGGAUUAAAAAUAAAUAAAUAAAUAAAAAACUUUUUAAAAUUCUGACUAAUUAGUUCAAAACUUUAUCAGUUUGCUUCACAUCUUUCACAAUCAGUGGAUGUUAUUAUUAUUCAAACUCUACCACUGAUUCAGAAUCUUUCAUUGGGGCUGGAUUCCUUCACUAACCGCGGUGUGAGGUCACCAUUGUCUGAUGUAUUAAGUGCUCUUGUUAGUUGCCAGUGCCUGGAUUAUCUUGGAAUGUUUCCUAGCUUGUGCCCACGUGUUGCUCACAGUCACCAAACAACUUAGAAUGAUUAUUCUGUAUGAGUCGGUAACACCUUAAUAAUCAUGAUGAUGUUGUAAAACGGGACAUGAAUUUCAAGCAUUUUUAAUCCAGAAGCAAGAAUAACUCAGCAUUUAGUCAUGAAAAGACAAUCAUUUAUGUAAAUAUAUUUCAUUGUUUUGCAUUAUUUAGUCUGUCUUUCUACCUGAUCUUUUAUUUUUUUUAAUUUGAACAUUUGUUUUUCUUUUACAAUCAAAUUGUAAAUGUGUUCUUAAAAUUGUAAUUAAAGAAAUUGUUCAUUUA
This is a messenger RNA of Thalassophryne amazonica, 2726 nucleotides long. RefSeq names its product golgin subfamily A member 7-like. Gene Ontology annotation, cellular component: Golgi stack; palmitoyltransferase complex. Gene Ontology annotation, biological process: peptidyl-L-cysteine S-palmitoylation; Golgi to plasma membrane protein transport; protein targeting to membrane. Bases 79 to 510 code for a protein of 143 amino acids. The transcript is spliced from 6 exons. The record is from RefSeq and is a predicted model, not a curated record. NCBI's taxonomy places the organism in Eukaryota, Metazoa, Chordata, Actinopteri, Batrachoidiformes, Batrachoididae.